This is a messenger RNA of Penicillium macrosclerotiorum, 1170 nucleotides long. Its product is annotated as U1 small nuclear ribonucleoprotein 70 kDa. NCBI's taxonomy places the organism in Eukaryota, Fungi, Ascomycota, Eurotiomycetes, Eurotiales, Aspergillaceae. The record is from RefSeq and is a predicted model, not a curated record. Gene Ontology annotation, cellular component: U2-type prespliceosome; U1 snRNP; precatalytic spliceosome. Gene Ontology annotation, biological process: mRNA splicing, via spliceosome. The coding region runs from base 1 to 1170 and encodes 389 amino acids. The transcript has 4 exons. Gene Ontology annotation, molecular function: U1 snRNA binding; mRNA binding.
AUGACAGACAAGCUCCCUCCUCCUCUGCUGGCCCUUUUUCAGCCCCGGCCACCCCUUCGCUAUAUUCCUCCCUCGGAUCGCGCCCCAGAGGACUGCAAGAAAAGCGCCAUUUCCGGAGUGGCCCAGUACCUCUCUGAAGCAAAAGCCUUUGAAGAAGAGUCACCUUACAAUGCUACUGAGUGCUGGCUCCAGCGCAAAUGGCGCCAGAAAUUGGAGCAGAAGGAGAUGAUAGCCGCAAAGCUGAACGACAGCCUGCAAGACUACAACCCAGAGAAGGAUACGCAAGCUCGAGGGGACCCAUUCAGGACACUCUUCGUUGCUCGUCUCAAUUAUGAGGUGAAGGAAGCAGAUCUGGAGCGGGAGUUUGGCCGCUUCGGCCCCAUUGAGCGCAUUCGCAUCGUCAAAGACACAGUGUCCCCAAAGGCAGCCAAGAGGCCCAACAGAGGCUAUGCGUUCAUCGUUUACGAAAGGGAGAAAGACAUGAAAGCGGCCUAUAAGGAAACAGAUGGAAUUCGGAUCAAAGACCGACGAGUCCUUGUGGAUGUAGAGCGCGGCCGCACGACAAAGGGAUGGAAGCCACGUCGCUUUGGUGGAGGUCUUGGAGGACGUGGAUAUACCAAGGCAAUGCCCUCGCGACCCAUGGGACCUGGAUUCAACGCCCCCUCCGGACCAGGAGGUUAUGGCGGUGGCUUCCGAGGCGGCUUUGGUGGGCGAGGCUUCCGAGGCGGAGGAUUUCGCGGCGGCGGUGAUCGAUUUGGUGGCCGUGGAGGCAUUGGUUACCAAGGCGGUCGCAACGGAUUCGGUGGCCAAGCACCACCCAACGCCCCCUCUGGCCCCGGGGGCGGACGAAGCGGAGGAUUUGGCGGUGGUUCUUACGGAGGAGGAGGAGGAGGAGGAGGCAGAUUCGACCGCGGCGCAACUGGCAGCAACCGGGAGCCCGUACGUCCCAGAGAUGGACCCUCGGACCGUGAUCGUCGCGACGACCGGGACCGUGACUACAGAGACCGUGACCGCGCCUCGGACCGCAAUGGAGAUCGCGAUCGCUACCGGGACCGUGAUCGCGAGCGUGAUCGCGAUAGGUAUGGCGGCGGUGGCCGAGAAGACCAUAGCCGCAAGCGUCAUCGUGAGGAUGAUGGCUAUGAUGACCCGCGCUCCAGGAGACGAUACUAA